Ciona intestinalis (vase tunicate) is the source of this 4665-nucleotide messenger RNA. The record is from RefSeq and is a predicted model, not a curated record. Lineage: Eukaryota; Metazoa; Chordata; Ascidiacea; Phlebobranchia; Cionidae.
AGAUAAGAUUGUUGGUGUUGUUGUCAAAUAUUAGGUAGGUUUCAAAUAGAUCAUGGCACCUGGAACUCAAGCUAUCAGCAUUACGCCAAGUUCAUUUUUCCUGCUUAAUUCAAACAAAGUUGAUGUCAAGAAAAAAGUAAAGCUAGCAAAAUAUAUAUGGGUUUCCAGCUUUGUGAAUUUACCUCACAAAGAACAAUCUUUACUUGGCUGGCUGACAUCAAGUAUAACUCAACUUAAAUGUAACAGUGGCAGUGAUGCCAGAUGUUUGUGGUCAACACUGGCGGAAGUUUUAUCAAGCAAACAAUUGGAUGCCUGCAUUAAAGAUGGUUCGUCUAACCUUGUUAUUGGACCAUCAUUCACUAAGACGUUUGUGCGAGCACUUGAACAGCAAGAUAAUAUUGAAAUUUUAUUUGACUUGCUUACUGUGGGAAUGUGUUUGUUGCGUUUGAAGUUAUUCAGCGUGGAAACUUCAAAACUAGAAUUAUUCUUCGACUAUAUUUCUGCACUUGUUUCAAUUCAUAACAGAUUACAUGAUAAUAAAGAACAUUCUGAUGUAAGAAAGAAAGUUGGUUUGUUAUUGCAAGAUGUCCUCAAGCAAUUAUUAAAUCACUUGUCAAAGGCAACUGUUGUUGAAAAGGGGAUGAUGUAUUUCAUGAAAACUACUUUGCUUCGUUUGUUGAAAGUACGUGACACAAUAAAUGAUGAUGAUUCAAGGGAACUAAUUCUUCUCAUAGAUGAUGUCAUAAAGUCUUUCCUUGGCUCAAGAAAGAUGACCAGCAUGCAGAAAAAAGGAAAAAAGAAUGAGAAGGCUGGAAACAAGCCUUGCUACAAUACAAUGCUUCAAGCAUUGGUGCAGUGUAAGAAUCCCAAAUGGUUGCUACAUAUAUACAACUUGUACUUGGAAGCAAACUUAAAAUCAAGUUCAUCUGUUAAGUUUCAGUUUUUCACUGAAUUUAAGUCAAUGGUAUGUGAGGACCUCACAACAUUCGAACAGAUGCAAACACUCUCAGUCUUGUUAAAGAUUAACCACACAAAUGGAUUACAUCUUUCAUUUGAAGCCAACGAGGUUCAACAUCAGUUUUAUGGAGGAAUGUUGGAUGAUUUGGUUGGGAGCAACGUUAAUUUCAGUGAACAUUGGUGUUCUUGCAUUGUCACUCUUAUGAAAAUAAACCAAGCAGCAGUGUUGCCACGAGUGAAAGAAAUUUUGUUGAAAUUGUUUCGUUGCAUUGUGUUGAAAGAUCAAGAUGUGUCUUCUUCUGCGUCGUGGGUAUGCCAAGUUUUUCAAACAAUUACAACAGUUUAUGUUGAAAUUCGAAAGCCACUGGAAUUAUUGGAAAUAUUUGCAUCGGUGAUUGAUGAAGCUAGCACUGAUUGUUGUAAUGCAAAUAAUUUGUUAAACAUGGCAAACUAUUUUUCAUCAUCGUUUGCAACGGAAUGUGUUGGGAAAAGUUCUGAUUUGAACGUAGUGGUUAUGUGGGAAUUCAUUGAAACAAGGAUGGUGUUGGUUUCCAACAACAUUGUUGAGGGUGCAGAUAAGUCUUCCAUUGUUGUACAUGGCAGUGGUAAGAAGAAGAAGAAGCAUACAAGUGAUGAUGCUGGUGUUAAAAGCAAGAUUAUCAAAACCACAAACGGCAAUACUGAUAAAUAUUAUGAUAACGAUCAAUCUCUACUUUCAAUAAAUUGUUUUGCAAGCAUGCUCAGUGACACCUUAAAGAACAUAAACUUUGUAAACAUCAAUGUACAGACAUCUCUGAACAAGAAAAUUGCGGAAAUGUUCAAAAUUCAACAAGAAUUGAUUGAAAAAUUGUUGAGACUUCUCUCACAUACUCAAUCUAGACUUCUGGUUCAUGUCAUAGUUAAGUUGUGUUCAUUAUAUGAACAAUGCUACACUAUGCUCAUGCACUACUCAUUAUCAGCGUUAUUGCAACUAAAGAACCCUGCCGAGUAUUGGAAUGUAGUGAAAUUAAACCUUCAAUCUUGUCCCGAUGAAUGGUACGAGACUCAUUACUUAUGGUUGGAAUGGACAUGCUACCAAAUAACAAGACUUGCAUGGUGUAUUGAGCACACAUCGGUAGAGUCUGAGUUGCAUGAACACAUGACUAGUAUGAAUGAAUCCACUUCAAUUUUGCUGCAAGUGGUGAAAGAUUUAAAAACAUAUCAAUUACCUCAAUGUGAUCAAGACAGUAUAUGUGUUAUACGAAACAAAGUUGAUUUACAACUGUCCACACUUCAACUGUUAAAAACACACAUGCAUGUUAUCAUCAAGCAUUCUAAUGCUGAUGUUAUAAAGAAAAUUGGAGAAAUCUUAUUCAACUCAUUUCCGCAGGUAACAUCAACUCCUGGUGACAUACAUAAUGAUAAAUUAAAACAACUCAACGAUCUACAAAUCAAUGAGAACAGAGAUCUUCAAGUCAUGGUGGUUGGCUGUGUGGUGCAAGACAUGAAACAACAUUUCCAGAACACUGUUCAGUUGAAGGAAUAUGUUGAAGUAUUAACUUAUGUAGAAGAAUAUUUGAAUGGAAAAGAUUGUGAUAAAGAUCUUGUUUCUACUUCACUGAGUAAUUUAUUGAAAACACACAACGAUAAAACCUCCACAAGAAAGAAAUCAUCGAAAAAUGUUUUACGCCCAACCGACUUGGAAAUAAUGGGAAAAUUAAUUGCAAUUCUUGAUCAGCUACCGUUGCAACAUUCGCCCAACCACAUGUUACUCUCGUACAUGCUGCUAAUACUUUGUGUUGUUGCGAGGUUAAACACAAAACACUCAUCUGCUGAAGCCGUUGGUGCUGCUGCUCUUAUUAAAUCAUAUCAACAGAAAUGCAUUACAAUGCUUGAUACUGUUGUUUUAUCUCUACCAAGCAAAGAACUUUCCAUUCUCCCCACUUCAACACUUAUUAUAUACAUUACAAAGAGCAUGAGUAAAACCCCUGAGGCACACAGCUCUAUGAUUGGUGAUAGAUUAGUAACAACUUUGAUCAAAUCUACUUGUUAUGAGAAGAUUAAAUUACAGACGUUGGUUCAGAAGUUAUGCCGAACCAUGCAAGAAUCUCCAAAUGCUGAAUCCCUCCCACCACACCUGGUUCCCACCCUGCUAUGCUCAUCCUCGGUUAUUCUCAAACACAAGAAAGUUUUCCAUGAAGUGAAUAAGUUUCUCAACCCUAACCCUACCCAUGCUACUACAUACAAAUGGUGGAAUCCUUAUCUAAACUCAGAUGCACCUCAGUUAAAAUCUAAACCCACCAAAGCAGUUUUUACAACACAAAACAGCGUGCCUCUGGAUAACAUUGCUUCUCAACUGCAAAGUUUAAUGACAGUAAUAUCUAAACAAGCCUUGAUUCAAAAAUCCACCAACAAUCUUCCCGACUUGUUACGUGGGUGUCUUAUAUCAAGUUUUGCUCUUGAUGUUCAUUUAUUGAAUGAAGAAACUUCUGCUGAAAAUUAUUUCAAAACUUGCUGUUUGUUUAUCAAAGAAAGUGGAUUGGAUGGAAAAGUGAAAGAGUUCGUAAAAAAUCUCGCAACAGAAAGCGAUAAUAAAACUGCGAUGUCAAAAAUGAAGUUGCUUGCAUUAUACACAGAACUGCAGGGUGCCAUGUUUAUCAAUGAGGUUAAAGAAGUUGACCAACCUGCGUUGUGGAAAUCUCAAUUAUCAAAUUUAGUUCAAAUUUAUUCGUCACCUUGUGUUGCAAACAAUGAAAUGAACAAUGUUUUAUUGGAUCGUGUAAUAUAUUUGCAUACUUUCAACCUACCUGAUGUUUCUACUUAUCAAGAGUUUUUGGUUGAAAAAGUUGAAAAGAUAAGACAAGGCAACUUAAAUGAAGUUGGACCACUGCUGAGGUUCCUACAGUUUAUUACUGCUUAUUUUGAAACUAAAAAAAGUGAGAUUGGAAACCUGCAUUCCACUAAAGGAACAGAUGCUAAUUCUGCCACAAGCCUCACAUCAGAUUCCUGUCAGAUCAAAUUUUUACGAGAUGGUUUUGAUGCUUGCGUUGAUUUAGUUGAAAAUAUUUCAACAUCGAACAUCGAAUUACUACCAUUGGUGAUUGUUACUUUUGCAAGGAUUACAGCCCUUGGUCAUAAAGUUAUAAACCAAAGACAACUCUCUAUCCUGUUUUCAACAUUAUCGAGAAUCAAAUUAAUGAAAAUUUCAAAAAAAGAUGUUAGAACUGAUGUUGUGUAUGGAGUUCAAUACGUUGUAAGUUCAAUACUAAUGAAUCACAAAGCUGCCAUCAGUGGUCUUGUACCUUUAAUAUUAACUACAAUUCAACAUCUAAUUCAAUCGGCUCUGGAUUAGGCAACAUGGGAGCAAAGAUAUCCCAACUGAAGGACAAGUUGACUUUGCAUUGGUUUGUGCGGAAUAUGUGAAUCGGAUUUCACAUUUAAUCACCGCCAAUCAUGCUUCAUAUUUCAAAAGGUGCGUUCCGUAUCUCAUAGCCAGCUAUCUGCAUGGCUUAACCAAAGACACUAUAACACAAGCAGUCAAGAAUAUUCUGCAAGCAUCAAUGUACAACUUCCUGUCUUUAAUUGACGAACACAGCGUUGGAAUGCUCAAAGCUACACUGCCUGUCGGGGUUAGAGAAGUUUUCCGGAAUCUUCACAGCGAUUAUACCAAAUAUUUCAAAUACACUGGAUACGUUUAAGUGCUGGCGAAUAAAAAUUCAAUAAAAUUAA